CGUCUCUUUCUUUUCAUUGUUUUUUUUUUAUUAUUAUUUCUUUGAAAAAGAAAUACUUGGAUACAAGAAGAAUGAAGUCAACUUACAAUAGAAAACAUUCAUUGGAAAGGCUUGAGUAUUAUUAUCAAGUCAUUAACACAACCGUCCUAUCAAAGCAGAAUGCUGCCAGUGGUUUGAUCCCUGCCUCUGUUGCCAUUACAACUCACGGUGAUUACACUGAUGCUUGGGUCAGAGAUAACGUGUAUUCAAUCUAUUGUGUUUACGGUCUUGCAUUGGCUUAUAGAAGAAUUGAUGAUACUACUGGAAGAGCUUUUGAGCUGGAACACGCGGUUGUUAAAUUAAUGCGUGGCAUUUUGUUUUCGAUGAUGCGUCAAGCUCCCAAGGUGGAAAAGUUCAAAAAGACACAAAAUAUUUUGGAUGCUCUUCAUGCAAAAUACAACACAAAAACAGGUGCUACUGUUGUCGGUGAUAAGGAAUGGGGUCAUCUUCAAAUUGAUGCAACUAGUCUCUUUUUAGUCGCCUUGGCUGAUAUGACAACAAGUGGCUUUAGUAUUGUUUAUACUCAGGAUGAGGUUGAUUUUAUUCAGAAUUUGGUAUUUUAUAUUGAACGUGCUUAUCGUACCCCUGAUUUCGGUAUUUGGGAACGUGGUGACAAAAGUAAUCAUGGUGAGCCGGAGCUAAAUUCUUCCUCGAUCGGUAUGGCCUAUGCUGCUCUUAAAGCUAUCAAUGGUGUUAAUUUAUUUGGUGCCCGUGGAAGUGCUUCAUCUACAAUCUAUGUUUUACCCGAUGAAAUGACCCGUAACAAAAUUACACUCCAAAGUGUCUUACCCAGAGAGUCUAACUCCAAGGAGGUGGAUGGUUCAAUCUUAUCCGUCAUUGGUUUCCCCGCUUUUGCGGUUGAAGAUCCCGAAUUGAUUGAACGUACUCGCGAAGACGCCAAAAAGAAGUUGGAAGGUCGUUAUGGUUGGAAGCGUUUCUUACGUGAUGGCCAUCAAACUGUUGUUGAAGAUCAUACUCGUCUUCAUUACAACGAUAACGAGUUGAAGGUAUUUGAAGACAUUGAGUCCGAAUGGCCUCUCUUUUUUACGUACAUGGUAUUGGAAGGUUUGUUCACAGACAACAUGGAUCAAGCUGAAGAUUAUCGCAAGAAACUCGAUUUUGUCACCAUCGAUUCGUCUCUUUGGGAUCCUGAAAACCCUAGACCCCCAGAAGACUAUAAAAAGGAAGGCAACAAGCGACCAAAUACUCUAUGUCGUACAGCUUCUCUUGAUCUGUCUACUGCACCCGCCGAUCUUCAUAUUCCCCUUGUUCCCGAGUUGUAUUACGUCCCUGCUGAAUCUAUUGAGGCAGAGAAACAAAAACCUCACUCUCAAAAGAGAAUUCCCAAUGAUAAUACCCCUCUUGUUUGGGCUCUUUCUCUGUAUUUACUGGGAAAUAUGAUUUACGAAAAUUUGUUGUCUCCUUCAGAAAUGGACCCUCUUGGUCGCCGUUAUAGCGUCAAGGGCGCCAAGGCUGAUAAUGUUGUUCAAGUUGUACUUUUAGCAGAAAAUGAAGAGUUACAAAAGACUUUAUCAACAUAUGGUCUUGAAACCCAAUCCAUCGAUCAAAUCUCUUCCAGUUUCACUGUCUUACCUCCUCAAGCUCUCGUUGAUGUCUAUAGCGCACUUGGUCAAAACUCCAAGCUUGAGUUAUCUGGUAGACCUAACCGUCCUAUUGGUACCUUAGCCACGUCUCGUCUUUAUCGUAUCGAGGGUCAUGUUUAUGUCUUUACUCCUCAAUUUAUGGAUGUCGACUCUUUUUAUCUUAACUCCGAUCCAGAUUACUUGGUCUCUACUAUUGAAUCUGAAUUAACCUUUACAAAUGCCAAUUGGUUCUUCCCUGGUCGUCCCACUUUAACAGUUGUUUUGACCAAUGCUAUGCUUGGUGAUAUUACCAACAAGGACAAUGCCACAUAUAGUAACCCUGGUUUAGUCAAUGCUCUUUUAAAUGCUGAUGCGUCCAAGAAAAAUCUGUUGAACUUCUUUAUGAAUUUGAGAUCUGGUGAAUGUAAUGGUGUCCGUAUUCGUUUAUCCCGUCUUACGGAGACUGUGAAUACUAGUAACAUUGAAUCACUUGACUUUUUGAUCAAUAAGCCUGAUGUUGACUGGAGCAAUAUUUUAUCUGCCAACAAGACCUAUCACCGCAAGAAUCAUCAGAAGCAUAAGCGUCUCGGCUUUAGUGAAUCCAACAUUAGUUCCCCUGGUGGCAUCAACACCCCUGGUGGUGCUAAGACCCCUCGUCGUCGCAGUGUAUUUGGUGGUAAGCUUUUGGGUACACCUCUUGAUAAAUUAAACGACGAUAGUUACUUCCAAGAAAUUACUUCUGCUUUGGAAAAGAUCAACAGUCAAGGUACUCCCUCUUUCAAGCUUAAGGAUCAUGAAAUUGCUCUCGACAACGCUGGUACUCCGAAGGCAGCGGCAUCACCUGUCCCCGCUCAUUCCGAAGGACAAUCUGAAAAUGAAGAUGGAAAUACAGCGCAUAAGAGUGCUGCAUUAACUAUCAAUACAGAAGAUGAUGCAUCUAACGGAGAAAUGCUCCUGUCUUUAACUCUGGGUGAUUUGAGUCAAUUCGAACCAGCCGUAAAAAGUCUUCAGAAUUCGGUCAAUCUUUAUGAUCAAAUUGAUUUAUUGCAAUAUUUGGCAUCCUGUAAGAAUCUUGAUGAAUUUAUUGUUGAUUUGGAUGCUACUAUUCGUAAUUUGUUAGAAGAGGUCUAUGUCAAGUCCAAACGUCUUCAAUACUGGUCCGUUGCUCGUCAAGCUAGUGGUUUACUUAACAAAACUAUGCCUUCUUUGACUUACAACUUAACCGAUUUAGUAAUUCGCCAAAAGCAAGUCAGUAUUGGUGCAGGAGCUACUGAGCAUCUGAUUUCUACUCCCGUAGGCCCUGAUGCACUUAACAAGAUGAUUGCUGAACAAUGCUUGGAUGAUGUACGUGAAGGUCCUGUUGUACAAGAAAUCAUUAUUUCUUUGGGUAACUUUAUCCGUACCACCCCUUACAUGUUUGAUGGUAUCUUGCGUCUCCGUACCCAUUUCAUUAUUAUUGCUUUACGUGAAGAAAUUAGUCGUAUAAACGACUUUAACGAGGAAGAAGCUAUUGAACAUUUGAUGCAAUUAUCACCAUUCGAAUUACAGUCCCUGUUAGGUACCGUUAUGUCCGGUCCUGGUAUGUGUGAAGAGGCAACUAUUAUUGUGCGUGAUAAGCCUGGAGGAUACUUGGUUCUUUCCCAAGAGUUUGAUCCUACUCGUCGUGUAAGUGCUGAUUUAACUACUUUGACACUCCCACCUUCCAAGAACAACAUCCAAGUAGACUUAAACGAAGAAAACAAAAAAGCCAAUGAUGUACUUGUUAUUCGCGCUCAAUCUGGUGGUUAUAACGCCGGUAAUUUUGCUCGUGUUGAAAUCAAUGGAAAUGUUUUAGCUGCUACUACACGUGGACUUCAUGUAUGGGCAAUUGAUCGCCUUGAAAAGUUGGUUCUUGAACAUGCUUCAUUCGAUACACAUAUUUCAAAUGAUGAAAGUGAUGAUCUUGUGCAAUUCAUUCGUAGUUUGGCUCCUGGUUUGAUUAUAGUCAUGGCGUCCAAAGAUGAUUUUACUGAACAUUUGAGCAAAGAAGCUAUCGAUGCUUUGAAAUCUCUCGGUUCCACCAAGAUUGAAGACGUCAAAUAUCGUGAUUCAUAUGUCUUAAUUGCUGAAAAGAACGGUAAUCGUGAGGACACCGUUGAAGCUCAUAAGGCUGCUAAUGAAGGACCUACGGAUUUGAUUGAAGAAAAGUUUGCUAUUUUAAAGAAGAACGAUAUCUUACCUUCCGAAAUUACUUCAGCCAAUAUCGGCUAUUUCUGCCCUACCUCUAAUGGUCGAUGGUUACGUCGUAGAAAGAACGAUGGUGCACUUAACCGUGUUCCCCGUCAUUUCUUCUCUCGUACUUGGUCUGUUCUCGAUAAAUGCUAUGGUCUCCAGAUUGGAUCUCAUUUCUUACCUCGUGAUCCAACUGUCUUUGAAAAGACACCCGAAGAAUUCAAUUUUGCAUUAGCAGUCGAGGGAUUCCUGGGUAUUUUACGUGAUCCUGCAGAGCGUCAAGUCGCUGUCGAAAUUUUGUCAUUGAUCUAUCGUAUACAGAAACAAAACCCUAACGCGCCUAUGAUUGAAGCUAAUAUCAAUAUCCCGGAAAUUAUGGAUUCAGCCAUUUCAGAAUUUUGGAACAUUUGGACAGACAAGAACAAGGAAGUCUUUGAAAAGUCGCCUUUAUUCGAGAAUGGAUUUGAUUACAACACACAUAAGGAGAUGGCUCAUGGUUUAUUCUAUGAUCUUCCCCUCGAUAAUUCUUCUGAAAGUACUACUACCUAUCUUGCCAAAAGUAUCAAAAAGGCUUUAAAUUUCAAUUUUGAUUUCACUCUUUAAGUAUCAUCAAUCACACAUUGUAUCAUAUACACAUUUCUUUCGUCCCU
Mucor mucedo is the source of this 4483-nucleotide messenger RNA. Its product is annotated as glycosyl hydrolases family 15-domain-containing protein. Gene Ontology annotation, molecular function: calmodulin binding. Gene Ontology annotation, biological process: glycogen metabolic process. Bases 72 to 4436 code for a protein of 1454 amino acids. The transcript is spliced from 6 exons. The record is from RefSeq and is a predicted model, not a curated record. NCBI's taxonomy places the organism in Eukaryota, Fungi, Mucoromycota, Mucoromycetes, Mucorales, Mucoraceae. Gene Ontology annotation, cellular component: phosphorylase kinase complex.